Molecule: messenger RNA, 1926 nt
Organism: Homarus americanus (American lobster)
Lineage: Eukaryota; Metazoa; Arthropoda; Malacostraca; Decapoda; Nephropidae
Exons: 3
Coding region: 86-1012 (308 amino acids)
Source: RefSeq, a predicted model, not a curated record
CUGGGAGCCUCGCACAGUCUCUCGCUCACUCUACUGUACCAUCACCACCAAGCAGGCUCUAUCCUCUCACCUGUUCGUCCAGAUAAUGUGGUUCGUGCUAAUGGGCGUGGUCUUGGUUGGAGGAGGCGUGGCUAUAGGGAAGGAGGAGCCUCUCAAAGCGUCCCACUGGAGGCAGGUUGGACCGUAUGAGCGCUUUGACCCCGCUACCUCCUCCGUCACCGCCAGCUAUAACGUGCCCUACCUCGUCCUCCCGGCCACCACACUCGACAAAGAUGACUUUUACGGCCUACGUCUCCAGGAAAUGUUCAAGAAUCACAAGAUAAAUCAACGUAACCAAGAUGACACUGUGUCUAACGCAAAUGGCAGUGACAACAGGCACCGUCAACAGAACAACAACAAUUAUGACCUUCACCAACAGAACAACGGAGGGAUCAACACACAAUUUACUGAUCAAUUCAACGGAGGAAGAUUAAACGGGAGACUUGACCACAGAGGAUCCAAUGGAAGGUUGACUGGCGAGGUUGACAACAGGGAAUCCUUCAACGGGAUGAUUGAGGGAGAUAGAGACGUGUGGAUGACCCAGGAACGAGAGCAGGGACAGUCCUGGGGCCUGGACAGGAGGGUUGGGGCCUGGGACGUCGCGGAAGGUGGCUGGGACAACAGUCGAAGUAGUGGCGACAUGGGGUACGGUGCUAUGGGUGGUGAGAUGAGUAAGAAGAGUAUCGACGUGUACAGUGUGUUAUCCUUGGUGUUGUUUACUUCCUUCCUCACCUACCUCAUCUACUUCUACCUGUCUACUCUAGAGACUGAGGAGGAGGAGAUAGGUGGUGUUAUUGGUGUCCGCUCUAUAAGGUCAUCUGACACAGCUAUCGCCAUCCUGGACGACGUGACCAACGCCUUCGAGAGAUGGGCGACCUUUGAGUACCUCUUGCCUCGGGAACUGGAGGAGGAAGAAGAGGAGGAGGAGGAGGAGGAGGAGGAGGAGGAGGAGGAGGGGGAGGAGAUGUUCUGAGUGCCUGAUAAUGGAUGAGCCUUAGAGUACCUCUUCGCUGUGUUGUGGAUGAAGGAGGAAAGGGUGAGAAGGAGGAGGAGGAGGAGGAGGAGGAGGAAGGAGUGAGGAGAAGGAGAGGAAGGAGUGAGUGGAAGAAGGAGGAAACAGAAAAUGGAGGUACUGUACACUGACCAUAGAAACGAAGAGACACAAAAAAAGGCUUGUUAGCUUAUAAUGUAAAGUCUAUAUAUAUAAAAAAACUGUUUUAAACUGUAAUGUUGUGAAUCACGACCACAUUAAAGAGGCAUUAAAUACAAUACUCAUCUUUAUCUUUAUCUAUCUAUCUUCCUCUUCCUUCUAACCCUCUCCCCUCUCUCUCUCUCUUUCUCUGUGCACAUGUCAACAAACACCUCCCUUUCUCAUGUCUGACUCUAUUAUUAACACGUACCUGGUUGUUGAUUUACUGUUUUCAUACCUGAGUGACUACAAGUUCUCCUGUAAUGUAUAUCAAGUUAUCCAAUUAUCCUCACAUCAAAGUAAACUAGAAGGCAUUAUUAUAUCCUCAUCUGUAUAUUAUAAUAACUAACUUCAUAUUUUGUAUUUUUUAUGAUAUGUUUAUAUUCAGUUAAAAUAAAUUCACUAUAGAUAGGUAUAAGGAAAUGUUACGUAUGGUAUUGUAUGAGAUGUCUUCGGGAGAUAGUCUAUAAUUAAGAUGUCUUCCGAACAGUCAAUUAUAGGGGAACACUAACUUAUUAACCCACUUUUAGAUUCACAGGUGUUGUAUGUAUGUAUGUAUGUAUGUAUGUAUGUAUGUAUGUAUGUAUGUAUGUGUGUAUGUAUGUAUGUAUGUAUGUAUGUAUUGGACAAUUGUGUAUGAGACCAUUAUGUAAUAUAUUCAAUGUAUGAAUAAGUUUAAAUAAAAUCUUAUUCACUGA